Molecule: messenger RNA, 2595 nt
Organism: Penicillium brevicompactum
Lineage: Eukaryota; Fungi; Ascomycota; Eurotiomycetes; Eurotiales; Aspergillaceae
Product: DUF3723 domain-containing protein
Exons: 3
Source: RefSeq, a predicted model, not a curated record
AUGAUGCAAGACUAUGUUUUUACUCGCCAGGAAAUGCGGAUAGCCCGUGAACGUAGGAUCAAAUAUCAAGGCCCAGCGAGAGUCAACAUUGCACAAAUACAAACGAUUCCCCCUUUACCUCAGGGUCUGAAUCCAGAAGGCCUUGAGCGACUUCGCGCUAUCUUUCGGAAAGAUGGCUGCCGGCGUAUGGAACUAAACAACUUUGUUCCCGUUGUCGUUUCGCAAAAUGCUUUGCAUAGAGCGAUGUCAAAGGCAAACAUCUCACCUCAAAAUCUUCUGAAUCCUGGGGAUUAUACUCCUCUACUAGAAUUCGAGAGUACAGAGGUUAUAGCGCUACAUGGUCGCCAUCGCUUACAAGUUGGUUCUGAGAUUCUCGCUCCACUUGAGCGAUGGUGGACGGUGGAUAUUUAUCUUGAUGUAGAUAUUGGAGCGGAUCUUAAGAAUUCUCUUCUUGAAGAGUACUCGAAUGAGAACACACCAACUGACGGCCAAAUAUAUUGGAGAGUCCGUCAGUACGAGACUGAGCAAGACGAGAGUUCUCGCCAAAGAUGGUUUGUACGACUGUCGAAGAACAAGCAGAUACGAUUAGAUCAGCUUGAUAACAACCGAAAUCGACAAUUGCGAGAAGGUUUCAACCGGUUGCUCCAUAUCCGAGGAUUGUGGCUGAAUGGUUUGCGGAUCAGUAUGCUCCACCGGGUAAUUGCUGCCACUGCUAUUGAAGAAGUUUUGAACUACUUGGCCUAUAUAUACGAUACAUACCUAUACUUCGUUGAUGGAGAUCAAAAUUCGUUAAAGCGUAUCGGAUCAGAUACUGUGAACUUAAUACAUCUGAAGGCCCCAGGAAGUUCUGAGAAAGAUUCAAUUGAUGUACGUGGAAUGGUGUUGGGCGGGAAGGCAUUUGGAGAAUUUACUGAGCUGGAGAGGAUAGCAAUAUGGGACCGCUUGAGCCGAUUUAAAGGUUUAAUCCCGUCACUGUACUCCUUUUUCGAAGACUUCAAAUAUCUCGAAGCAUGUUCGCAUUGCGUGAGACAGAUGAUCGGCGUGCCCUUAAGCUCGAUCAAAAACACAAUGAAGCACAGCUUCACACCUGGGCCCGCGAGCGAAAAAUCCUUUCCGAUCCAGGUAUCAGAAAGAUCGUUUUCUUAUUUGAAUUUCACUCAGGAGCAAUGUUUUGACUUAGCCUAUCGGCAAGUGUGGCUCUUUGCUAUGCGAAACUAUCCUCUGAUGCCACGGGUUGCGGAGGUUAAUGACAAGCUUCUAGCAAAACCUGGGUUGAUCAAAGCAGACGCCCAAGUCUUGUAUGACAUGGCCAAGCUUUCCCAUUGCCUCGGAUUCCGAUCUAUUGAGAUUGAGAAAGCUUUGGCCAAAUCGCCAGAUCGACAGAUUGCGCUCUCUGCUCUUUUGCAAGCUCGAAAGCCCACCCAGUUCCAAUAUCCAGACUCUCAGCUAGAGUCCCUAGUAACUCGAGUGGUAGAAUGUUUUGCCUUUGCCUUUGAGAAUCCAGGCGAGCCACCAAUCAUACUAGCUGAUAGCUUGGUUGAGGCCCGGGCUCGGUGUGGGAUGCCACAGCUCAGAACAUUUAGCCAGGACAAGGACCAUCUUUUUCUACCGGAAAUGCACUGCAUACAGACUCCAUCAUCAAAUAUCACGACGCUAUUUGUGCGUCAGUAUGUAUACAUUGCUUUUUUUGGAAACCUUGAUGAAAGCAUAUUCACAAAUCGGGGCCCCAACGCCUCCCAGGACGGGGAAGCACGGGACACUGCCCAAACAAGCACAGGCACACCUCCUUUACGAAGCCGCGCACACCAAUCUAUAGACAUGGAGAUACCAGAAUCGGCUGAUAGGCAAGCUGAGUCGAACGACCUCAGACUUGCCGACGAUGACACCACAAUGCGCGGUACAGCUGAAGACUUCCAUGAGACCGAAGCCGAAGUCCCAAUAAGGGCUUACUCGCCUUCAAUCUACUCGUCCCGACUCUCUGAGUUAUCGGAGCCAUCGACCAUUGUUCGAAUGAAUUAUUCAGCAUCAAUUCCAGACGAGGCUGGUGACAUACAGAACAGUUCUCCGGCAAUGAACGAAGCCAAUCAUUUAGAGGUUCAGAGCCGUCCGUCAUGGACAAUCGAGGACGAUCUCAGUCAGCCUCCAAGUGAUGCUGUAACAGCAAUCGUACCCUACUCAGAACAAGAUGUUGACAAUUUCCGAGAGCGGCGAAGGGGGAGAACAAGAGAAGUGCGAUCAGAGGAACGACCGGGGCAGCGAAAAGAAGAACAAGAUAAGCCACCUGUUGAUAUGGGGAUGACUGUCGGAUUUUUGCGCUGGGAAAAAAACGAGUGGAUCUUGGAUUAUGAAAUGCGAAACGUCACUGAGGAGAAUUCCGCCGAAGUUAAAGAAAAAGCCGGGGAAUAUCGAGUUAAAGGGUUUAUGCUGUUCGAUACACACCUUAAGAGUAUAACCGCUUCCCGUUGCUACCAAACAGCAAAGCAAGCCCUUUGCCAUCACAUACUUCUUGUCUUCGCCAAGGACUAUGCAAGGCUGAACAUCGGUGAUCGCAAAGUACUCAAGGAAAGCUAUCACACAGCUAAGUGGAACGUGCCA